This is a messenger RNA of Tachysurus fulvidraco (yellow catfish), 4400 nucleotides long. It is a transcript of the gene lipea, whose product is annotated as lipase, hormone-sensitive a. Gene Ontology annotation, cellular component: cytosol. Gene Ontology annotation, biological process: cholesterol metabolic process; triglyceride catabolic process. The coding region runs from base 454 to 2493 and encodes 679 amino acids. The transcript has 11 exons. The record is from RefSeq and is a predicted model, not a curated record. Gene Ontology annotation, molecular function: sterol ester esterase activity; triacylglycerol lipase activity. Lineage: Eukaryota; Metazoa; Chordata; Actinopteri; Siluriformes; Bagridae.
GAGAGAGAGAGAGAGAGAGAGAGAGAGAGAGAGAGAGAGAGAGAGAGAGAGAGAGAGAGAAGGUACGCAAAUGACACUCGAGGUUCAAAUGUCUCCCUGUUGUUAAUGUAGUGCACUAUCUAGGGCGUGAGCAUUAUCCUUCACUACAUUUGUGGAGGAAGUGUGAGAGCUUUUGAGAGCAACUUCCUGCUGAUUAUUUCCCUCUGGUUCAGACGCGAGUCUCUCGGACAUUUUAUUGUAUUUGUAAAGCGGAAGUUUUGCGCACGUUCUCUUUGGCGGCGGUGUUGGUGCCGGUGGUGCUGGAGCGCGAUGAUGUGAAAGCUACACGUCAGGACUCGGUUUACCCGAGAAGGUCUUCACCUGGUCACACGAUCAGAGUCACCUUCCCGGACUUGGACACUGUGUAGUCUCUGUGUCUCUUUCUCUGUGUCUCUUUCUCUUAGUCAUCUAAUAAUGGAUCAUCGACAUAUAUUCGAUACCCUGGGGACAGUGUGUGAAGAAUCCAUCUCUGCCAUCUCUAUGCAUUCGAGUUUGCUACAGAAUGAUGCCACCAGUCAUCUGCUGGAAACAAUAAGAUGCAUUCAUGAACAUGGGCAAGCUGUCAGUGCUCUGGUCAGUGGCUUUGCUGCUGUGUAUCACCAUUUUGAUUUUAGCGCAGAGACACCUGCAAAUGGCUACCGCACCUUGGUCAAGGUGGUUCUGUCCUGUGUGCUCCAUAUAAUCCAGAAGGGCCGCUACAUCAUCUCCAACUGCGGGGGGAUGUUUUUCCGUGUGGAGCACAAUGCCUGCGAGAUGAAGGCGUACUGUAUAGCUCUCUGUCAGCUGCGUGCACUGCUUUAUCUGGCGCAGCGUUUACUCAACAAUAAUGCACACGGGCAGCUCCAUUCACUGGAGGAUGAAGAUCUGAGCAAGAGGUUCAUCAACGAGUACACGUCUAUGCACAAGGCCUGUUUCUAUGGCCGUUGCCUGGGCUUUCAGUUCUCUCCUUCUCUCAGGCCUUUCCUACAGACGGUGGUCAUCAGUAUGGUGUCAUUCGGGGAGAACUACAAGAGACAGCAGACUAGAUUAGGCAGGGCAGCGCUCUCUGUCAUUACUUCUGGGAAGUACGUGGUGGAUCCUGAGCUGAGGGGGGCAGAGUUUGAGCGCAUCACUCAGAACCUGGAUAUGCAUUUCUGGAAAACCUUUUGGAACAUCACUGAGACAGAGCUGAUAUCAAGUUUAGCGAGCAUCAGGUCACAUUCUGUGCAGAUGAAUUUGACUCUAACGAUUCCAGGUGAGCCACUGAGUUUACCUUUAGCUGCAGAUACGAGUCUCACUGUCACAGUGUCACCUCCCAUUGCUCACUGGGGGCCGGGACCCGUUCAUGUACGCCUCAUCUCUCACAUGCUCCGCCAGGGACAGGAUAGUCCUGAGUUGAUCUCGUUCUCUCGGUCUGAUGGAUCUCAGCUCUCUUUUCCUGCAAGCUUAAGGCCACAGAGUGGCCCUCUCUCUCCAUGGCUCCUCAUCCACUUUCAUGGAGGUGGAUUUGUGGCCCAGACCUCGAAAUCCCAUGAAAGUUAUCUAAAAAGCUGGUCAAGGGAUCUGAAUGUGCCUAUUCUCUCAGUGGAUUACUCUCUGGCUCCUGAAGCCCCCUUUCCUCGGGCUCUGGAGGAAUGUUUUUAUGCUUACUGCUGGGCGCUAAAGAACUGUCACUUACUGGGCUCGACUGCGGAGCGAGUGUGUCUAGCAGGAGACAGUGCUGGUGGGAACCUGUGCAUCACGGUCUCAAUGAAGGCCAUGUCUCAUGGAGUACGAGUCCCUGAUGGCAUCAUGGCUGCCUACCCGGCGACGCUCCUGACAACCGACGCCUCACCGUCACGGUUUCUCACGCUUAUCGACCCAGUGCUACCUCUUAGUGUGCUUUAUAAGUGUGUCAAUGCAUACACUGGUAUGGAGGGGGUGGCGGUGCAGCCCAGGCAGCAGCUGGACAGUCUGAGCGCUCUGGGACGGGACACUGCGCUUCUUCUUGAGAACAUCACACAAGGAGCUUCAAGCUGGCUGCAGUCGCUGCUUGACCGCACUCCUACAUCACCCGCUAGAUCGUCCGGCGGUUAUCGGAAUGCCGUGACUCAGUCUGCGGACAUUCUGCAGGGACCCAGGGAAUUCCCAGAAGGCUUUGAACCACUGCGCUCAAGGUGUCUGGCAGAGAUUCAUACCCCUUGUACUCCUAUCAUGAAGAACCCGUUUGUAUCUCCUCUACUUGCACCUGACAACCUUCUCAGGGGACUGCCACCUGUACAUCUAGUGGCUUCAGCUUUGGAUGCUCUGUUGGACGAUUCUGUGAUGUUUGCCAAAAAGCUGAAGAGCAUCGACCAACCGGUGACCUUAACCGUAGUGGAGGACAUCCCACAUGGCUUCCUCAGCCUAUCACAUCUCUGCAAAGAGACUAAGGACGCGUCAGAUAUUUGCGUAGCAAAAAUCAGGGAAGUGUUUGAGCAAAACACACCACAAUAAAUCUCUUAUGGAAUUAGCCUAAUUAGCACAAGUUAUAUAGUCAUAUGAGAAGGAACGAAGUGGAUAAGUAAUUUUGGGGGGGAAAAUUUGUUAAAAAUUCUCCCAUUUUUAAACAUACCUGAUCGUGGCUCACUUUAAUGUUGUGACUUGAAGUUGUGAGGUCAGGAACUUCAGCACUGUGAAAGCACUGCAAUACAGAGACUGUGUUUACUGUGUGAACAUCAGAACAAACUAACAUAUGUUCUGUGUUUUAUUUAUUUAUUAAUCUUCGACAAAUUCUCACCAAGUGCCUCUUUGGUCAUUUCAUGCAUAUCUCACACAGCUGUAGUGGAUGCUCUUCUGCUGCACCACUAAAGAGUCUCUCACAUACUACUAAGCUUUAAACUGAUAAAUGAUCUUCUGUGAUUGGAGGUCAUUCGCAUCCUGAAAAAAUAUAAUAAUAAUAAUAAUAAUAAUAAUAAUAAUAAUAAUAAUAAUAAUAAUAAUAGUACUAAUAAGCAUAAGAUGUCACGCCAUCUGUGUGGCCUUGUGAGCUUACGUAUUUGCACAUAGUUUUAAACUUUCAAAAAAAAAUUACUUGGGCCUCAAGUAUCAAGAUGGUUUACACAAGAAACGUGGUAUUCAUUAAAAGCCUUGUAUGAACUAAUAUGAACCUCAGACUGAUCGACUUCAGAUCAUAUCAUUAGCAUCGAUUACUGCACUUUUAUAUAUGCAAUAUAAUAAUUAAAUAUAUUUGAUUCACUUUUUUUGUGUGUGUGUUUACAACUUUUUGCAGAUGCCCUUCGUUCAGUAAUACAAGUGCUUUGGCAUUUCGAUCACAAACACAUCCUCGUGCUAGUUUGUUAAGUCAGGGACAAAGAGCAGAGUCAACAACAUUGUGUGAAAACAAAAGUUUUUUUUAUGAAUGGCACAAAGAUUUAAGAGUUUAUUUUCCUAUUGAACAAGAAAAUAUAAGAUGGGAAUUAAAAAUGUAUGGAAUCAUUAUUAUUGCAAAUGCAAGAAACACGAUGAUGCAUGUAUAAAAUAUACAGUAAACAUUCAGCUGCAUGUGAAAAAAUAAUGUGAGCCAACACAAACCCAUAAAUGACCCAUAAAUGAGUAAUUGAGUAAUUAAAUAAAUGAGUAAUUAAAUUAUGGAGAGAAAAAAAAGAAAGAAACUGAGGCUGUAAACUGUAAACAAUGCCUCCUGUCUUUACCUUUACUUCUUGCUCCUAUCUGCAUUUGGAUAUUACCUUUUAUGGAAUUUGUGGGUGUCAAAUAUGCAAAUGAGUGAUGACAGAAACUACAGGUAAUCGGCAUACACAAACACAUAUGAGCUUUUCUUCAUUAGUUUAGCUUAUGCAGAUUUAAGGUCAUUUUAAUGAUUUAAAAUGAGGUCCAGAUUUUUUAGAGCAUUUUGCUAACGUUUCCUGUUCAGAAGUGUGUGGUGACACCUAAAGGAUUGAUCUCGUUAUCUUUGAAGGCCUCUGAUAUAAUAGUGAUGAAUCGUUGCAUUGUGGAAAUCUGAUAUCAAGGCUUUUAAUUUUUCUUUUCACUAUUUUGGCUGUUAUGGAGUUCAGUAUAAAUAAUCUCUGUGGAUUUUUCUUUUUUUGUGGAUUAUUAUUAAUGUAUUAAAAGCAAGAACUCAGUAGGUGCUUAAAGUUUAAAGAUGGUGUUUAAGUUUGAUAUAAUUGACAUUAUUUGGAUGAAUUCGUUUCAUAUUUUAAAUGUUUUACAUGUGCAAAAAUAAUCUGCAUAACCGAAGGUUUUAGUGCACAGCUGCUCACAAAUGCAGUGUAUUUUAAUUUCUUAUCAUUUGUCAGUAAUUCGACUUACUUCUAUUUCUUUGGAGUGUUUCAAAUUUUCAGAAAAUGUUUCUCACAACUGCUGAGAUGUCUCGUGUCUAAUAAAUAGUUUUUUGGACAUUA